CCCCCACGCCACCCUCCACGGCGGCGACAGGCGUCAUUGUACGGAUGUCUCCCCCUCCCUAGCCUCCCCUUCCCCGUCAAAUUAUUCGAGCUUUUCCAGUAAAACCACCACCGCAAACGCACCUCGAUGCCUCGUGCUCCAUAGCCAUCCAUAGAUAUAGCCCCCCCCCCACCCCCAAUUCGUUUCCACCGCCACUUUCCCACUCCGAGUUCUCCCCGCCGCGGCGGCCGCGCAAUCCCAACCAUUCUGCGCGCGGCGGCGGGUCCUGGUCGCGGCUUGAGCUGUGAGUGGAGCGGCGCGGGGAGGAUCACAGCAUGCGGUUGGGUUUUCACCGUGGGUUGGGAGGAGGACUUGCGCGCGCAUCGCGACGAGCAGCCCCCCGCUGGCACCCACACCCGCAGCCCACCAAAAGGCGAAGAUUCUCACGCUUGCUCGCUUCCCGUCCCCUCCACCACCUCCCGUAGCCGGUAGUAGCCCCUCCAGAUCUGCUCGCCUCCGCGCCCGGCGCCCCCUAGAUUCGCCCCCGCCGCCAUGCGGUUGCUGCGGCUGUGACUGGACUGGGCGAAGGGGAACGAGCAACAAGGAAUAAAAAGUCGGAUUUUUUAUUUUUUAUUUUUGCUGCGGGAGUCCGAUGGGGUGCGGCCAGUCGAAGAUGGAGGAGGAGGACGCGGUGCGGCACUGCCGGGAGCGCUCAGAGCUGCUGGCGCUGGCCAUCCGCCACCGCUACACGCUCGCCGACGCGCACCGCGCCUAUGCCGAGUCGAUGCGGUCCGUCGGCGCCGUGCUGCACGACUUCCUCCGCGACGUCCAGUCGCUGCCCUCUCCGCCGCCGGAGCCCGCACUCCGACUGCCGCAGCAGCGGAAGGGGGACGGCCUUCCCGCCGCCUCACCGCCCCCCGCACCCGCAAUCGCGCCAUCCUCAUCCGCCUCUGGCCAGCCGCCGCCGCCCGUCGCCAAGCAGGUCCGCAUCGCCCCCGACGUCGAGCAUAUCCGCUUCCACUCCGACGACGACUCCGAUUCAGAGGACGGCCACAUCAAGUUCCACUCCGAUGAUGAUCCUGAACCGGCUCAGCACCGGCCGGAGGUUAUCCGGUCCGCCGGGGCAGGGGCUCCGCCACCGCCGCAGAUGGGACCACCGUACGCCCCCGGUUAUGAUCCACCGUACGUCCCCGGCCCCGGCCCUGGAUAUGGGUACGGGGCUGGUACGGGCCCUGGUCCUGACUACGGCGGUGGCGGCGGCGGCGGCGGCGGCUAUGACCCCGGCUACGGUGGCACGGGCGUGAACGGCGGCGCCUAUGAACCAGGCUAUGGCGGCAUGGGGGGAGGCGGCUAUGGCCAGAGCUAUGGUGGCAUGGGCGGCGGCGGUGGCAGCGGCAGCUAUGAGCCAGGCUACGGUGGCAUGGGCGGCUAUGGCCAGAGCUUCUUCAACAUCAGCUACGCGCGCAGCCAGCCACCUCCGCCGUCCGUCUCGCACGAGCAUCGUCUGCAGGCCACUGACGCCAGGGUCCACUACUACUCCGGCGAAGGCAGGGUGCAGCCACCCCCACGCGGCUAUGGUGGGUACCCCUACCCACCGCAGAGCUCGAGCUCUUAUAACCAGUACGCCUACGGUGGUUACUAUGGUGGUGGUGGUGCUCCACCACCGGCGGGCAUGCCCUCCUCCUCCCGUGAGGAGGCCGCGCCACCAUCACCUCCAUCUCCACCGAGGGUGUCUACCUGGGACUUUCUGAACCCGUUUGAGACUUAUGAGAGCUACUACGAGCAGCCAACUGCUGCGGCAGCUCCAUACACUCCCAGCAGGAGUUUGAAGGAUGUGCGCGAGGAGGAGGGCAUCCCAGACUUGGAGGACGAGGACAUGGAGGUAGUCAAGGAAGCUUAUGGUGAUGAGAAGCGUCCUGUGAAGGGAUACACUGGGAACGGGAAGGCAGCAAAGGAGGAGUGUAGGAGCAGUACAGGAGAUGAGCUGCCCCGCGAGUCCAAGUCAUCUGAGGCCAGCAGUAGUGGGAGCAGCUUGGAGCAUGACGUGCAUGUAGUGGAGAAGAGUGUCGUCGGAGAACAAGUUCAACGCUCGGAGCCACGGCAGCAUGCCCAUGGCCUGCCGCCCACAGGAUCGGAGAAGACAUACAUUGAUGACACUGAGGUGGUACUGGAGAUCAGGACUCAAUUUGAGCGUGUCUCAGAUUCAGCCGGCGAGGUUUCCAAGAUGCUUGAGGUCGGAAAGAUGCCUUACUAUCAGAAGAGUUCAGGUUUCAAAGUCUCCGCAAUGAUGAUUUGCGGUAUACCAACAAUGGAGGAGGAGUUCCUGCGGUUUGAAGAGGACAAGGCAAUGGGAUGCGGCAACCUUUCCUCGACGCUACAGAAAUUGUACAUGUGGGAAAAAAAGCUUCUUGAAGAAGUCAAGACUGAGGAGCAGAUGCGGGUAUUGUAUGAUAUGAAACGCAAGGAGCUGAAAAUGUUAGAUGAGAAAGGUGCAGAAGCUGAUAAGCUUGAGGCCACUGAAAUUUACAUCAGAAAGCUAUCAACAAAGAUAAGCAUAGCUAUUCAACUUGUGAACACUAUUUCAGACAAGAUCAGUAAGCUGAGAGAUGAAGAGUUAUGGCCACAAACAUGUGAGCUCAUUCAAGGGUUGAUGCGGAUGUGGAGUGUUAUGUUAGAAUGCCAUCAGAUACAGUUGCAUGCCAUAUCCCAAGCUAAAAACAUAGAUUCCAUGAUAGAUGCUGCAAAGUUCCGCGACACUCAUAUGGAACUGAUCAAACGGCUAGAGCUUCAACUAUUGGAUUGGAUUGCUUGUUUUGCUGCGUGGGUUAACGCUCAAAAGAGCUAUGUUAUUACUUUAAAUAAGUGGUUGAUGAAGGGAGUCAUUUAUGUUCCUGAGGAAACUGAUGAUGGGGCCCCUCCUUUUUCUCCUGGACGGUUAGGAGCUCCACCGAUUUUCAUCAUAUGUAAUAAUUGGGCUGCGGGUGUGGCGAGGAUAUCCGAGAAGGAAGUUGUUGAGGCAAUGCAGGCCUUUGCAUCCAAUGUUCUGGACCUUUGGGAGAGGCACAGGUCAGAGCAAAGGCAGGGUAUGAUGGCUAAUAAAGGUAUGGACCGGGACCUUAGGGUGAUGGAAAGGGAUGAGCAAUCAAUGCGCAAGGCUCUAGAAGCACAAAAUAAGAAGCUUGUGCUUAUUUCGAAUCAGAGUGGUGUAUCCUUGUCUACACAGGUGUUACAAGAGGGAGGCCCUGGUGCUGAAAUUAGUAGUUUGCAAACAAGUCUGAAGAAUAUUUUUGAAGCAAUGGAGAACUUCACUGUUGCAUCUGUAAACACCUAUAAGGAUCUCCAUCUUCGUGCUGAAGAAGAGAAAGCUCGAGUUGCCCAGGAGUGUGGCGGAGUUUCCUAGUUCCUUUCUGGGUUUUUGUUGUUACACUGACGCCAGUGGUUCCUACCAGCACAGUCACGCAUGGCAGUGGUGCAAUGCUAGUGAAACCUGAUGCACCUUGCCCAUGGAUCUGCUUCUCCCAAAUUUUGGGUUUCAGGGCUGCUGGAUAGGCCUGUGGUAGGCUUGGCGAAGCUAACAAGUUGCAGCAUGGGGAUUCUAUAAAUUAUUAUGUACAUGAAUGGAGAACAACGCUGCAUUUUCGGUAUUGGAUGAUCAGCCAUCGUCCUGCUCAAGUUGUAAUGGAGAUAACACAAUUGUGAAACUGGUAAACCACCGGACAUAUUGCUGGUUGGUGGGAGAAAGCUUAAGUGAAGAGAGAGGAAAUGCUUAUGCAUCAGAGCAGCUCGAUAAUGGUUUCCAGAUAACUGGAAAAUCCCAGUAAAUAGUUGGAAGAUGUAAGCUGCGAAGUCCCUAUCAAAGCAUGGAGGAGCAAUAAGAUGUCCCUGUCAUGGAUCCAAGAUUCAUGAAGCCCUCUCCAUCCAUGCAAUGUACAGACAGAGGCGCGAGCUGAAGCCUUGUGCCGAGAUUCGUGUUCGCACCGGGAAGCCUUUUGUAGGGUUACCGGAGGUGAUGAGCUUGUAGGAUUAGAUGUCCUGACCCGUUCUGCAGAUCUGCUAACCGCCCCGGCCAUCAUCAUCUUUUUUGUUAUGUUUAUUUUGUACGUAUAAUUCGUUUGUACCCGUGUACAGCUGUUGGCUAACUUAAACCUGCUGUGUGAUAUUUAUUCCAUUUUUUAA
This is a messenger RNA of Phragmites australis (common reed), 4155 nucleotides long. RefSeq names its product protein ALTERED PHOSPHATE STARVATION RESPONSE 1-like. The record is from RefSeq and is a predicted model, not a curated record. Lineage: Eukaryota; Viridiplantae; Streptophyta; Magnoliopsida; Poales; Poaceae. The transcript is spliced from 4 exons. Bases 632 to 3379 code for a protein of 915 amino acids.